Phlebotomus papatasi is the source of this 4516-nucleotide messenger RNA. It is a transcript of the gene Dap160, whose product is annotated as intersectin-1. The record is from RefSeq and is a predicted model, not a curated record. The coding region runs from base 424 to 3609 and encodes 1061 amino acids. Gene Ontology annotation, molecular function: molecular adaptor activity; protein binding; calcium ion binding. The transcript has 10 exons. Gene Ontology annotation, cellular component: presynaptic membrane; intracellular vesicle; plasma membrane. NCBI's taxonomy places the organism in Eukaryota, Metazoa, Arthropoda, Insecta, Diptera, Psychodidae. Gene Ontology annotation, biological process: endosomal transport; clathrin-dependent synaptic vesicle endocytosis.
GUCAGUCUCGUGCAUGAUCGUGACUCGGUUAUUGAUUUUGGAAAAUUGACAUUGCUCGAGGAAUUUUUCGCCAUUCUCGUGUGUGUGGUUGUGAAAAAGUGUUUUUCCACUGAAUUCUGGGGCGGAAUCUGUGUGAUCAGCAUGGCGUUGUGAUCCUCUGGAUGCUGCCCAAGUGUUUUUGUGUGGAAAAAGCCAGAGAAAUCCGUGUGUUCAGUCUGAUUGAACAAGUGCAUUCCCCACCUUGCAUCCUACGUUCAUUGUAGCACUUUUCCCGGACUUUUCACCACUACGGAAAGCCAGGUGCUCGGGCAAGGUAUCUCUGGGGAAUCUUAGGAAGCAGUUCCUGGGAUAUUCAGUGACAAAAUCAGUUGGGUUUUUGGAGUGUUUUUAGUGUGGGUGAUUUUUUUUGAGGUUGGAUAAAAAAUGAGUGAUCCUUGGGCGGUUACGCCCCGUGAGAAAAUCCGCUAUCGUGAUCAAUUUGCUGCCCUGAAUCCCGUCAAUGGCAUCAUCACGGGAGCCCAAGCUAAGGUCUUCUUCCUCCAGUCACAGCUACCACCCAUUACGCUGUCGAGGAUCUGGUCAAUGGCAGACACAGAUUCCGAUGGCAUGAUGAACAUCAAUGAGUUCAGCAUUGCCUGCAAGCUCAUUAAUAUGACACUUCGGGGUCAUGAGAUACCAAAAGCACUCCCACCCAUCCUUCUCACCACCCUCCUUUCCGCUGGCGGUACCCCCACAAUGACACCCACUGGAGCUGGUAGUCUCAGUCCUCUGGAUCCCCUCAAGUCCAUCGUGACACCCCAACAGCCAAUCCUACCGCCCCAAAAUGUCCCAUCGGCCGUCGUAGCACCGGCUAUUAUUCCGAAUCUCCCCCAGGCUGCUCCCACGAGCGCCCCUCUCAUGUACACCCCACCAGUGGCUCCAGUAGCUCCCCAGCCCAUCCCAGCACCCGUCUCAGUGGCCCCCAUGGCACAGGUUGAUCCCGUGCCAAAGUACAACUCGGUGUCAGAGACUCCAACGCCUCUGGCAACCGGAUCCCCAUUGGCUCACAAUGGCAUCAAGCCCAGGUCCAUGUCAGUCAGCGAUCGGGUGCCCUCCAUUGACUCUCCUCCUGGAACUGGUGAUUGGGCCGUCAGGGACACGGUAAGGCGUAACUUCACGCAGGUUUUCAAUCAACACGAUCGCACUAGAUGUGGAUACUUGACUGGUACCCAAGCCAGGAAUAUCAUGCUCCAGUCAAGACUGCCACAUGAGAUUCUGGCACAGAUUUGGACUCUGUCAGAUAUGGACAGUGACGGGAAGUUGGGAUGUGAGGAAUUUGUCCUGGCAAUGCAUCUCUGUGACAUGGCAUUGCAUGGUCAGGCAAUUCCUAAAGAACUGCCACCUGAAUUGAUUCCACCGAGUUUCCGGAAGGUUUCUCGGCCUGGAUCGACGACAUCUUCCAGACACGGAAGUGUAUCGUCGCAGGGCUUAAUUGGGGAUGCGGAUCCGAUGGCGGGUCUUCCGCAGACAUCAUUUGAGGACAAGCGCAAGGAGAACUACGAGAAAGGACAAGCUGAAUUGGAGAGACGUCGAAAGGCCCUGAUGGAUAUCCAGCGAAAGGAGCAGGAGGAACGGGAACGUAAGGAACGCGAGGAAGCGGAAAAGAGGGAGAAACUGAGGAUUGAAGCAGAACUGAGGCGUCAGCAGGAACUGGAGAGACAGCUGCAGCGGCAGAAGGAGAUUGAGAUGGAAAUGGAGGAGAAUCGCAAAAGGCAGCAGGAACAAAAGGAAGCAGCCAGAAAGGAAAUGGAGAGACAGCGUCAGUUGGAGUGGGAAAAGCAAAAGAUUCAGGAGAUGGAGCAACAGAGACAGCGUGAGCAGGACAAUUUACUGCGACUGAAGGGACAGAAUCAAAAUUCCAGCAUUGAACUCAGUACUCUCAAUGAGAAGAUCAAGGAACUCUCUCAGAAGAUCUGCGAGACACGAAGCAGUGUGACCAAUGUGAAGGCCGUCAUUGAUCGAAUGCGAACUACUCGUGAUACAUCAAAUACUGAAAUGACGAAUUUGAAGAAUAAGAUAAAGGAGCAGAAUGCAAAGUUGGUGCAGCUGAGUCAGGAGAAGGCGAAACUCGAUGCAAAGAACAAGGCCAAUCCCGCCGAUCAAGAGCAAAUGUUCAACAAUAAGCAAAUCCAAUUGCAGCAACUGCGCGACAAAGUGCAGGAUACUGCUGAGAAGAUAGCUGGAAAGAGGAGUGAUAUUGACUCGAAUAAGGAGCAAUUGAGUGAGAUAAAGCAACAGCUGACGGAACUCAUUGACAACUGUGAGACUCUCUACGGGGAGUACGAUGUUCAGAGGAGUCAGGUGAUUGAACUGAAGAAUAACCGACGCAAUGAGGCAGCAAAUGCAUCCUGGGGCGAUGAGGAUACUUCAUGGGGAGCUGCUCCCGCCACCAUCGACAGCACAAAUGCCAAGAGCGGCGUUGUGCCUUCAAUUCCCGGAUAUGCCCAAUAUCGCGCCCUUUAUGCCUUUGUGGGCAGAAAUGCUGAUGAGAUAUCCUUCGAACCAGGAGAUAUCAUCAUGGUGCCAUUUGACCAAAAAGCUGAACCGGGAUGGCUUGCUGGUGAGAUUAAUGGUAAAACGGGCUGGUUCCCUGAGUCGUAUGUGGAGAAACUUGAAGAAGCUGUUGAGGAAGUGGCAGCUGUUGCUGAAGUAGCCCCAACGGACUCAUAUGCUGCCAGAACUCAGUCCAUUGAGGCAACAACCUACAUCGAUACGAACAACAGCGCAGGCACAGCUGAUUCCUCAGACUACUACAUUGCCACUUAUCCGUACGACUCAGCGGAGCCAGAUGAUCUCACUUUCAAUGCUGGCGACGUGAUCCUGGUCACGAAGAAGGAAGGAGAAUGGUGGACGGGAAAUCUCAGAGGGAGAACGGGCAUCUUUCCCUGCAAUUAUGUGGAACCGGCGCCGCCUGGAGAUGCUGGAGUAGCCAGCAAAAACGGCGAUUUCCACAGCGACGUGAAUAAUUCCGUGGUUACGGCGAGGCAGGAAAAUGCAGAGAGUGAAGCUAAAUUACAAGCAGAUGUUGAUUCGGAAGUUUCACAGAUCAAUACAAGACCCAAAAGUGAAUCUGUUGACUAUUCUAUUCCUCAAUCAGCUUCAGCAACUCCUAGUUUCCGUAGCAAGAAGCACGAAAUAGCCCAAGUGAUCGCACCAUACGAGUCUACGACUCCUGAACAGUUGUCCCUGCAGCGUGGGCAACUGAUAAUGAUCCGGAAGAAGACUGACACGGGAUGGUGGGAGGGUGAAUUGCAGGCUAAAGGACGUCGUCGACAAAUUGGUUGGUUCCCAGCCACCUAUGUCAAGAUCCUUCAGGGUGGACGCAACAGUGGACGCAAUACGCCAGUUUCUGCCAGUAAAAUCGAACUGACAGAGACAAUUCUGGAUAAAGUUAUAGCUUUAUAUCCGUACAAGGCGCAAAAUGACGACGAGCUGUCAUUUGAGAAGGAUGACAUUAUCAGUGUUGUGGGCAGAGAUGAGCCUGAAUGGUGGCGCGGAGAAUUGAAUGGGAUUCAAGGACUCUUUCCCAGUAACUACGUCGGACCAUUUGUUACGUCAGGAAAUGUAUAAAUUGCGCUUAAAAAUCUUAUAUCAACGGGAGAAGAUGGUAAGAGGAUGCUGAUGACCCACAAAUAAUAACAAUAUAUUUACAGACAAAUAGUAAUAUUAUACAUAAAAAAAAUUAGUGAGACAAAAAAUUGCAAGAAUUGACAUUGUAAACAUUAUUAAAUUCCUGUUGAAUUUAGUUUAGUGAACACACAAUAAUAUCGAAGUAUUAUCUGAGAUUUAGGAGAAAAAGAGGGAGAUCACUCUUGUGGACAAUUAUGUUAUAAUGUUGAUUUUUUUUUAUUAUUUUGGGUGCGUUAGGAAAUAUUUAAUAGCUGAAUUUAUCAAAAAAAAAUUAAGAAAACGGCCCACAAAUUGUAUAUUAAAUGACUAUCGAGUCUCCAAGUUAAAUUAACUUAUGUUUGUUGACUAUUAUUUAGUUUGAGGGAUUAAUGAGAUGCUGGGAAAAGAUUGAUUAUGCAAGAAAAUAUUCUCAUAAAUAAUGUGCGAGAAAUUCUUACAAAAAAAAAUUAAAUGUUUAAUCAUAAUGGAAUAUUACACAAAAAAAACAAUUGUAAAAUGAUCGAACAUUUCUUUCCUUUCGCUUUUGUGUAAAAUUGUACUUUAAAAACAAAAGAGAAUAAUUGAAAAUAAUGUUUGGCUGUUGAUGAAAAAAAAAGAAACUGCUGCUAAUAUUUAAUUGACACGACAUCCAACUACUUAAGGCAGAUGGAUGAAAAGAGACAAAGAAUUAUUUAAAUGACAAAGAAAUUAGUCACUGUAAUAAGUUUUUUUUGCGCAGGAAACACUUCUUUUUAGGGAUUCCCCCUGUGUUUAUCAUUCCUGUUCCAUGUUAUUAUAUUCUUAAAUAAGAUGCUACAUUCUUUGAGUAUUCAGUCAAUGCGAACACAAUAAAAGUAUACAAACGAUA